AUGGCAGAUGUUGUGGACGUGAGGGAUGUGAAACAGUACAAGCCACGGUUACCUACACUUCCCCGUGAUUUUAAGGAACUAUAUCGUUUUAAUGAAGACAACGUGGAGUGGCUUGCAAACAGAUUUUUAGUUGCAACUGAAGAAACUCGGGGAGGAGCUUUAUCAUCCGUGCAUAAGAUGAAAAUAUGUUUACGUUACCUUACAGACCCCGGGUAUCAAAAGGGUAUCGGACAGGAACUUGGUAUUGAUCAGGCAACGGUUUCUCGGUCGGCGAGUGAAGUUGUUGACAGUAUAGUUGCACAAGCGAACCAGUGGAUAAGGUUUCCUACUACCAACAAUGAAAUAAUGGAGGCAAAACACCUGUGGCAGAGAAAAUUUCUCUUUCCAACGGCACUUGGUGAUUGUACUCACGUAGGUAUACAAAAACCUUAUCUCCACGGAGACGAGUACAUUAACCGUAAGGGAAAGCCUACUCUGAAUGUACAAGCUACCUGUGACGCUAGUGAAAAGUUCACUAGUGUUGACGUGAGUUGGCCUGGAUCAGUACAUGAUUCAAGGAUUUGGAAAAACUCUCAUGUAAGAGGAGUACUGGCAAACAAAGCAAAUGCUGUAUUACUUGCAGAUAGUGGGUAUGGAAUAGAACCUUGUCUCAUGACUCCUUUUGCAAAUCCUACUCCUGGUGGUGAAUUGAAAUUUAACAAACUUUUAAAGACUGAGAGAAUGUUCGGCCUAGUGAAGGUAUUUCGACGUUGUUUCGUCUCUGCAGACACACAUAAGCAACGUGUUUCAGCUGGCACUGUGGGACAGCGUACUCAGUUGAAGAUUGUGCAGCAGAAUGUUGCAUUAUGCACUUUCUUCGAGUACUAUCCCAGCCAGAGUAGGAAAGACUAA
Molecule: messenger RNA, 891 nt
Organism: Homalodisca vitripennis (glassy-winged sharpshooter)
Lineage: Eukaryota; Metazoa; Arthropoda; Insecta; Hemiptera; Cicadellidae
Product: putative nuclease HARBI1
Exons: 2
Coding region: 1-891 (296 amino acids)
Source: RefSeq, a predicted model, not a curated record